Anopheles nili is the source of this 1494-nucleotide messenger RNA. RefSeq names its product synaptic vesicular amine transporter-like. Gene Ontology annotation, molecular function: serotonin:sodium:chloride symporter activity. Lineage: Eukaryota; Metazoa; Arthropoda; Insecta; Diptera; Culicidae. Bases 1 to 1494 code for a protein of 497 amino acids. The record is from RefSeq and is a predicted model, not a curated record. The transcript is spliced from 2 exons. Gene Ontology annotation, cellular component: terminal bouton; synaptic vesicle membrane. Gene Ontology annotation, biological process: transmembrane transport; aminergic neurotransmitter loading into synaptic vesicle.
AUGCUGUCACUAGACUGCUCCAGCAAACGCCAUUCCCGAGCAGUUGUGGCUCUGGUCGUGUAUAUUUCGCUAUUCCUCGAUAACAUGCUGCUAACAGUGAUCGUUCCCAUCCUGCCGGAUUAUCUGGUGCAGUUCCACACCACCGUCCCAGCAAGUGUGAUCUACAAAAACUUCAGUCUCCACUACGUCCCGAAGCUUAUUGGAGCUGCCAGCGAUUCCACCGUCGUUGUACAGCCAACAAGUGGCCCACCAACGGGUCCAACGAUCGAGGACGAGAACGGUUCCAUCGGGUUCCUGCUCGGUGUAAAGGCACUGGUACAGCUGGUGGCGAAUCCUCUCGUGGGCAGUGGAACAGCGCGUUUCGGAUACUGCCUUCCGAUCACGUUCGGCACCGGCUGCCUACUGGUGGCGUCGCUUAUCUUUGGCUUUGGAACGUCGUACGGAUCGUUGUUUGUGGCUCGAGCCAUCCACGGGCUUGGUUCCGCGUGUAUUGGCGUGUGUGGCAUGAGUCUGGUAGCUCAGCUGUACGUGGAACCGGAUCGUCGUUCAAAGGUCAUGGGCACGGUGUUGGGUGCCAUGGCUGUUGGGGUGCUUGUAGGCUACCCAUUUGGUGGUAUUGCCUACGAAGUGGCCGGCAAGGCGGCUCCAUUCCACGUGUUAGCAGUGCUGUGUGUGGCCACACUGGUGCUGCAGUACUUUCAGUUGGAUUGGCGUGGAUUUCAAUGUGGUGCGUUGCCUCGUGACUCAUCCACCACGACGGAAGGACAUCGGGCGACUUGGUGGCCGUUGUUAAGUAACCCGCUCGUGCUUGUGGUAGUGGGUGGGAUUUGGAUUUCGACGUCCGCCAUGGCCAUUUUGGAGCCGUGCUUGCCGAUCUGGAUGAUAAGCCAACUGCACCCGCAGAAAUGGCAACUUGGGACCGUCUUUAUACCGGACUCGAUUGGGUACUGGCUCGGGACGAACUUCUUUGGAGCUGUGGCGUAUCGAUUCGGUCAGAUCCGGGUCUCCGUUGUGGCUCUUCUACUCGUUGGGGUCUCGUGCAUUCUCAUUCCUUCGGCCAGUUCCGUUGCAGGCCUGUUGUUACCCCAUCUUGGGCUUGGUUUGGGCAUUGGCGUUGUGGAUGCCGCGUUGGUUCCUUUGCUGGCAAGUCUGGUUGAUGCUCAGCUCGGAGAACAGGACCUCGAGCUGGGCCCAGAUGAACCAGGUGGAGAACAUGGGUAUGGGGCGGUGUACGCCAUCCAGCAGGUGGCAGUUAGUGUGGCCUACUCGCUUGCACCCAUUAUCGGUGGAGAAUUGGUCCCCGUCAUCGGUUUUCCUACGGUGCUACGUGCUCUUGGUGUCCUAAACCUGCUGUACGUCGGAUUGUUCGUGUAUUGCACCAGCCAGAGAAGCUCCACCGGGGUUGCUUUGGGAGCUCCGAUUAAGCAGACUGAUCUACCGCUUGCCAGCAGCGAACCUACGGCGUAUAGGCGUUUCUAUAACACCGUGGAAUGA